Messenger RNA from Nematolebias whitei (Rio pearlfish), 1921 nucleotides. RefSeq names its product TBK1 binding protein 1 (gene tbkbp1). Gene Ontology annotation, cellular component: cytoplasm. The coding region runs from base 1 to 1914 and encodes 637 amino acids. Gene Ontology annotation, biological process: canonical NF-kappaB signal transduction. The record is from RefSeq and is a predicted model, not a curated record. The transcript has 9 exons. Lineage: Eukaryota; Metazoa; Chordata; Actinopteri; Cyprinodontiformes; Rivulidae.
AUGCAGUCUCUUUUCGGUGGAGGGGAGCUGGGGCUGCUGGGAGGAGGCGGUGAUGCUGGGGGCCUGAAGGAGGAUGGCUGCGGCAGCAUGGCGUGGAGGGCCUCGCCACUUCCCGCCGACGACGUCUACUCUGGCUCGCACUUCGCCCUCAUCUCCGCCUACCAGGAAAUCAAAACCAGACUGGUGAGCCUGGAGCGGGAAAACACCAGCAUCAAGAGGAAGCUGAAGAUCUACGAGAUUAAGUUCCCGAUGAUCAGCGAGUUUGGCGAAGACACCAACUCCUACUGCUCCUUCGAGAGCAAAGACACGGCGCUGCUGCAGUCAGAAAACGGCAACCUGCACCAGCGGGUCAACGUCCUCACCCACGAGCUGCAGAAGAGAAAAGAGAGGGAGGAGCAGCUGGAGGAUGUGAUCCAGGCCUACGAGAAGAUUCACAUGGAGAAGAACAACCUCCAGAGGGAUCUCGACAAGAUGACCAACCUGGUGGAGAAACACGUGGAGAGGAUUCUGGGUCUGGAGUCGGCUCUGAGGCAGAGGGACGACUCCGUGCAGAAGCUCAACAUGCAGCUUCACAGCAAAGACAUGCAGUACCUGCAGCUCCACGCCGGGCCCGAAAAACACAUGCUGGACUGUCCAGCCCUGACCCUGCAGAGCUCGCGCAGCUUGGACGCCCUGUCUGACCUGAAGCUGCAGCGCCUGGAGGCGGAGCUAGAAGGGGCACGGCACGAGGCCCAGGGAGCGUGCCAGAGGGAAGAGGAGCUGAAGGCGGAGUGCGAGAGGCUGAAGGAUGAGAUGCGACAGCUGCAGAACAAUCACAGAGAGAGGGAAAUGACUUCUCCGUGCAAGCAGUGCGAUGUGGAGUGGAUAAAGAAGGUGGGAGAUGAGCAGGUGAACUUGGCUCUGGCCUACACGGAGUUAACGGAGGAGCUGGGACGCCUCCAGGCGCUGUGCUCCAAGCAGACGGAGAUCCUGAGGAAAGCCACGCAGGAGCCGGCGAGUCCAGUGCAGCUUCACUCGCCCAUCCACCACCAGCGCCACUCCCCGGUCUCCCAGCGCCACUCGCCCAUCUCGCAGCGCCAUUCUCCGGUCCCGCCGCCUCCGCAUCACUCCCCGAUCCAGCAGCGGCGCUCUCCGGUCCUGCAGCGCCUUUCCCCCGACAUGCAUCGACGCUCGCCCCUGCUGGACGUCAUCGAUGGGCCUGCGUCGUACUCCUACCGACCGCCCUCGCAGCACCUGAGGGCCAGCUUCAAGGGCCGCCGCAGUUACUCCGAGGUGGCCGACCCUUCGGCUUACCAGUGCCCGCCUCGCUUCUCUUUGGACCCGGUCUCUACACUGCCCAAGCCCCGGCCCUAUGUUGAGGGCUACCCGAAGCAGCAGCCCCAACACUCCCCUCACAGCGGACUGCAGCACCGAGGGUCAUCUUCUCCUCUGAAGGGUGGGGCGGGAGGAGACAGCAGCCUGGGGGAGAGCUCCCUGCGCCACUCCAGAGAGAUGCCUUUCCCUUUGUCAGAGGUGGCGCACCUUCAUUUUGAGCCACCUCCCCCGUCCACGCCUGCUCCCCAGCCGCCGCAGUCUUCUGAAGACGAGGAGGAGUGGACCUGUCCUCACCCCAUCAGCCCACCGAGGACGCUGGGCGUGCUCUCUCCUGGAGGAGCCGGCGGAGUCAUGAGGGGCCCUGCGUCCUGCUCGGCCUUUCCCAUCCCUCAGAGGCCUAAUAACCUGAGCUGCCACCCUCCGCAGGGGUACCCGUCAACUGAGCACGCUCAGUCCUGGCCCUCAAUCAACCUCUGGAUGGAGACGGAGGACAACGACAUGAGGAGCUGCCCUCUCUGUCAGCUGAUUUUCCCCGUCGGUUACCCUGACGACGCCCUCAUCAAGCACAUCGAUUCCCACCUGGAGAACAGCAAGAUAUGAUUACCAU